UUCACUAUAUUUUAGACAGCAAUGGACUCUCUCACACUAUUUUGGUACGAUUAUUUAUUCUUCAUUUUAGUCCUACUUUGCAGCAUUUCGAUCGGAAUUUAUUUCGGUUUUUUUACCAAAAACAACCAUUCUGAUCCUUCGGAAUAUCUACAAGGAAAAAAACAAAUGACAGCAUUCCCAGUGGGUGUUUCACUAACUACAAGUUUUAUCUCUACUUCCGUUCUUCUAAGCUUCUGUUCAGAAGCUUACAGUUUUGGUGCAAACUCAUUUUUGCUCAUUUUUGGCAUGAUUACGACCUAUUAUGCCAACAAAUUUAUCUACUUACCUGUAUUUUACAAUCUUGAAAUUGACACAGUUUAUGAAUAUUUGGAAAAAAGGUUUGAUAAAAGAGCAAGACAGCUCGCAUCGGGUAUUUACACAUUUUGUAACAUUUUUUUUCUGUCAGUGACGAUUUAUACACCAGCUUUGGCUUUAUCUGCAGUCACUGGAUUUCAAUUGCAAUACGUUAUAGUUGGUGUCAGUGGUGUUUGUAUUUUUUAUACGAGUAUUGGAGGUUUCAGGACUGUUAUUUGGACAGAUGUGUUGCAAUUUUUUGUCGUUUUGGUCACUCUGAUCAUUAUUCUAGCUUUAGCGAUUGGAUCAACUGGGGGUUUUAUCGAAAUUUGGAACAAAGCGAUGGGAAGUGGCCGUUUGGACAUUUUCGAAUUUGACCCAAAUCCGACUCGACAUAGCAGUGUUUGGAUCAUAAUAAUCGGUUAUUCGUUUACAUUAAUGACACUUACUUGUGUUGACCAAAUUUCGGUCCAAAAAAUGCGAUCAAUUCGAACUGUACAAGAAGCAUCAAGAGCCCUGAUUUACUUCAUAAUUGGGCUCUAUUUUACUAUGAUUAUUUGUGUUUUUCUUGGCUUGACUAUGUAUGCAAAAUAUUSGGAUUGUGAUCCAGUCAGUGCAAAAUUUAUCCAAACACCGGACCAGUUAUUACCUUACCUUGCCAUGGAUGUGGGUAAUAAAAUUCCCGGAGUUUCCGGGGUUUUUGUAGCCGCAAUUUUCAGCUCAAGUUUGAGUCUCCAAUCAGCAAUUUUGAAUUGUUUGUCUGGUUCCAUAUAUUCAGAUUUCAUGAAACCAUUUUUACGCAAAUUUCCUGAAAAUCAAAUUUUGAAAUUAACAGUAGUCGGAAUUGGUAUUUUAUGCACAGUUUUCGCUUUUGUAAUGCCAUACUUAGGAACGCUAUUUAAUAUCAUUUUUACGAUAACAGGUGUGACUGGGGGCCCUAUUUUAGGGAUGUUCACUUGCGGGCUUUUGAUACCAAAAACUAACUCUAAAGGAGCAUUUUAUGGUACUCUCUUCGGAUUUUUUAUUUGUUUGUUUAUUGCUGUCCCAGCGACUUAUUACCAGGACCACAACGGUCAAGAUCAGUAUUUGAAACCCAUUUCGACCAUUUGUUUAAACCUAACUUUACGAAAUGAGACUACAAUUGAUAAAUCACCACCUCCCUGGUUGUUUCAAAUUUCAUACUUCUACUAUUCGGUAAUUGGUGUAAUUGUCACGAUAAUCAUGGCAUCUUUGAUCAGUUGUUUGACGCAAAAAUCAAAUUUUCGAGUCGACAAAAAUUUAAUCAGUCCAAUCGCUCGCUUUCUCCUUGUUGACAAUGAAGCAAAAAAUCGAAAAUCGGUGCAUUAUUCGAGUGCGGUUAGUGAACCACCCCAAAGCUUGUUGAAUUAGUUGCCUGAUAAUGUAUUUAAUGUACUAAGUUUAUCUGUGGACGUUCUCACUUUAGAGACAAAACUAUUUUCAAUUCGUCAUUUUUCAAAGUUUUUUAAAGUUUCCCAAUUCCCCAAUCGUAAUCGCAAAUUGCUUCGAUCAGAAAUUUAAUCAUGAUUAAAACUAAUAAUACUUGACAUUUUGUGGCAAUUACAAUGUGCAAAAAAUAUACACCUGUAAAUCUGUGGUUU
Tribolium madens (black flour beetle) is the source of this 1952-nucleotide messenger RNA. RefSeq names its product sodium-coupled monocarboxylate transporter 1-like. The transcript is spliced from 7 exons. The record is from RefSeq and is a predicted model, not a curated record. Gene Ontology annotation, molecular function: symporter activity. Gene Ontology annotation, cellular component: membrane. Bases 22 to 1722 code for a protein of 566 amino acids. Gene Ontology annotation, biological process: transmembrane transport; sodium ion transport. Lineage: Eukaryota; Metazoa; Arthropoda; Insecta; Coleoptera; Tenebrionidae.